CCCAACCAGACAGGUUAACUUCCCAUGGCAUCAAGGCAAGAGAAUGAAAAGCCUUCUUAUCUAUGACAAUUAAUCUUCUAUUCAGAGUACCAAAUCACUGGCUUUCUAGGUAAUAAUGAAAACGCUCCUCUUCAUCUAUUUAACUCCCCACUCAUCAAUAGGAACAUUGAUAAUCACUUCUCAAAAUAAUCCAUGAUGCUUUAAAUACAUAAAUUUAAACUAAAAGGCAGUAAAACAAUAUUUUUGAGGUAGAGAAAUGAACAAUAUGGAGACAGAAGUUAGUUGAAUGGACAUUCUGCUCCUGGACUCAACCAAGAAAUCUCAAUUGCAAUUAACUUUCUGUCAAUGCCACAUAUUCAUUCUUUUUAGUUAAAAUGAUAACUGCAGAGCUUCUGUUAUUUCAGUUUUUAAAAAAUCAAUUAAAAAACUCCCACCACCAAAGAAUCACUAUAUAUUGAGAGUAUCUGAUUUUAGUAAGAAAGAAAACACUCAAUAAACGCAUGAAUAAUAAUAAAGAUACUCCAUACGCAUUUACAGGACAAAAGCAGUAGACAUUUCCCAUUUGACUUAUUAAAUUUUUGUUAUGUAGAGGGGGAAAUGAAUCUAUUCCAGAGGUCAAAAAGCUGUCUAUUUAAGUCUGACCUUUGAUGCUAUGACUCAAUAUUACUCCACCUGGCACCUCUUCAUAUGGAAAGAUAUCCUUGGGCACUUUUCCACCUACAGACUGGACAGUAUUGACAAUCACCCAGCUAUGAAAAACAACAAUUAGAGUAUGAGUAACAUUUUAUUAUAAAUCGGCAUAGUAAAGACUGAAAUGACGUACCGAAUCCUAUAAAAGGCCAGUGGGAGUAAGUACUAUGGGUGGUGCGCUUUGGCUUUGCUCUGCUCUGAGAAAGGGCUGCUCAGCUGUGCUGUCGCCAUGUCCUUUCGACUUUCUAGUGGAUCCAGGCGGGCCUGCUCUCAAGCUGGCCCUGGCCGGCUGUCUGGUGGAGGGACAGGCUUCGGGGCUGGGAAUGUGUGCAGUGGGCCUGGAGCAGGAAGCAGUUUUUCUUGUACUCUUGGGAGCGUUUCUUCUGGAGGAGGUUUCUACAGCGGUGGUGGAGGGCUGGGAAGUGGUGUCUGUGCUGGUUUUCUUGGAAAUGAGCAUGGCCUCCUCUCUGGCAAUGAAAAGAUGACCAUGCAGAACCUCAACGACCGCCUGGCGUCCUACCUGGACCAUGUGCGAGCUCUGGAGGAAGAAAAUGCAGACCUUGAGCAGAAGAUCAAGUGCUGGUAUGAGAGAUAUGGGCCUGGUUCUUGCCGGGGACUGGAUCAUGACUAUAGUAGAUAUUCCUCAGUCAUUGAAGAUCUUAAAAGGCAGAUCAUUUCUGUGACCACCUGUAAUGCCAGCAUUGUUCUACAAAAUGACAAUGCCAGACUGACCGCUGAUGACUUCAGGUUGAAGUAUGAAAACGAGCUUGCGCUGCACCAGAGCGUGGAGGCCGACAUCAAUGGUCUGCACAGGGUGAUGGAUGAGCUGACCGUGUGCACAGCCGACCUGGAGAUCCAGUGUGAAGCCCUUACUGAGGAACUGGCUUACCUGAAGAAAAAUCAUGAGGAGGAAAUGGAGGUCCUGCAGUGUUCAGCCGGGGGGAACGUGAAUGUGGAGAUGAAUGCAGCCCCGGGCGUGGACCUAACUGUUCUGCUGAACAACAUGAGGGCCGAGUACGAGGACUUGGCCGAGCAGAACCGCAAAGAGGCGGAAGCCUGGUUUAACGAGAAGAGCGCUUCGCUGCAACAGCAGAUUUCUGACGAUGUGGGAGCAGCCACAGUGGCCAGGAAUGAGCUGAUGGAACUGAAACGCAACCUGCAAACCUUGGAAAUAGAACUUCAAUCCCUCGUGGCCACGAAACAUUCCUACGAAUGCUCCCUGGCAGAGACCGAAGGCUAUUACUGCCUUCAGCUCCAGCAAAUCCAGGAUCAGGUCGGGGCGAUGGAGGAACAGCUCCAACAGAUCCGCACGGAAACCGAAGGCCAGAAGCUGGACUAUGAACAGCUUCUUGAUAUCAAAAUAUUUUUAGAAAAAGAAAUUGAAACGUAUUGCAUAUUAAUAGAUGGAGAUGGAAGAAAAAGCAAGUCCACAUGUUACAAAUCAAAAGGGUGUGAGCCUGUAAAUUCCGAAAAUCAAGUCAAAGACUCAAAAGAAGAAGCAGUUAUUAAAACAGUGGUCGAGGAGCUAGAUCAACUCAGCAAUGUCCUUUCACUGAGGGUCCACUCAGUUGAAGAAAAAUCCUCUAAAAUAAGCAAUAUUACAAUGGAGCAACGCGUACCUUCUAAAACACCAUAA
Molecule: messenger RNA, 2326 nt
Organism: Myotis brandtii (Brandt's bat)
Lineage: Eukaryota; Metazoa; Chordata; Mammalia; Chiroptera; Vespertilionidae
Gene: KRT26
Product: keratin 26, type I
Exons: 8
Coding region: 920-2326 (468 amino acids)
Molecular function (GO): structural molecule activity
Source: RefSeq, a predicted model, not a curated record